Molecule: messenger RNA, 1625 nt
Organism: Hypoxylon fragiforme
Lineage: Eukaryota; Fungi; Ascomycota; Sordariomycetes; Xylariales; Hypoxylaceae
Product: DUF829-domain-containing protein
Exons: 2
Coding region: 362-1252 (296 amino acids)
Source: RefSeq, a predicted model, not a curated record
UGGGAGUUGCUGCCCCCACUUAUGCCUCGGCUUGUUGGUGUAUGUAAUAUUAUAGUAGGUACUUAUAGGGCUAACAGGGCGCUAUCUAUCGUGCUUUUUCUGCACGCUUAUUUCAUUGCUUAGGUCCAGGUACCUUAUAAGCUAUUCCCAAGUCUCCCCUAUUAUCUUGCAACCUACAGUAGCGUCGUGAUAUCUAAUUCAACAUUGAAGAUACAACCAUCACAUACGCAGCUUCACGUCAAAAUUCAAAAAUAAUACAAACUUAGUCUUAAUCUUAUACAACCUCAGUGAUAUUUAAAUAAUACAAGUAUAUCUCUUCAUAUACCCUCACAUUUACACACCAACCUCUCACACCGUCACCAUGGCGGUGAAACCCUCAUUCCCGGGGUUUACGCCAAUCUCCGACCGGAUAUUCCUCCGCAACGAAGACAGCAAGCUCGGCUCCAUCGCCGAGGAGAAGCCCCCCGUCGACCACCCCACCACCAUCGUCGUCUACGGCUGGGGCGACGGCACGCCCAAAAACGUCGCCAAGUACGUCGACGGGUACCACAAGCUCUUCCCCGCGGCCCGGAUCCUCAUGGUGAUCUCGUCGACGUUCGCGGCGUCGUUCCCGUCGCUGGAACAGCGCACCGAGGUCAUGCUGCCGCUCGUCGACGUCGUGUUCCCGACGGCGGGCGAUCGUGCGGAGGAGGAAAAAGUGCUCUUCCACAUCAUGUCCAACACGGGCGGCAUCUACGCCGCCGCCACGCUCAACGCGUUCCAGCACCGCCACGGCCGACACCGGCGGCUGCCGCACCACCUAUGCGUCAACGACUCGACGCCGGGGAGCGUCGUGUUCGCGACGGAAGUAGGGCGGUGGUCGCGCGCCAUGGCCCUCGGCACCGCAAAGCUGUUCCCCUGGCCCUUCGCGCUCACGCACGCGCUGUGGUGGGUUUUCCUGUACGCGGUCCACCUCGUCGAGCGCGCGCGCGGGCGCGAGGCCUCCGGCGUGUACAGCUGCAGGGCGUUCCUCGACCACGGGAUGGCGACGCCCCGCGCGCCGAGGCUGUAUCUGUACUCCAAGGCCGACGACCUCAUCUGGUGGGAGGACGUGGAGAUGCAGGCGGAGGCUGCGAGGGGGAAGGGGUACGCGGCGGUGCUGGAGAGGUUCGAGGAUUCCCCGCACGUGGGACAUAUGCGGGUGCAUCCGCAGAGGUAUUGGGGGGCGAUUGAGAGGUGUUGGAGGGAGAGUAUGGCGAUGGAGGGGGUUUAGUAUUUUGAUACCUAUUACCUAUUAUGUUUGCCGUCAAGACUUGCCGCUGACUCUUAAACAUGAACGUUACUAGGUACGAAGUACGUAGUAAGGAUAAAGAAUAUAUCCUUAUAGCUACGACUUAGUAAGUUAUAUGUACUAGAGAGAGAUCUAGGCAGGAUCUUAUGUAGGAACGGACAGUUCUAGGCCAGAUUAAGUUUAAUAGAUGCAUGAUGGAUGUCUACCUAAAUAACUAAAUAAGGUACCCGAUGCUAUAGCAGGUGGCUUUUGUAGGUCAUACAUACCUAGGUUAGGUUAUAUCUCGUCUGUACAUACCUGUAUUGGUAUAUCUGAUAACAAUUCUCUUGGAACUUUCUUGGAACUUUCUUGGAAU